Messenger RNA from Dendronephthya gigantea, 5496 nucleotides. RefSeq lists its product as uncharacterized. Gene Ontology annotation, cellular component: membrane. The coding region runs from base 95 to 4456 and encodes 1453 amino acids. The transcript has 13 exons. NCBI's taxonomy places the organism in Eukaryota, Metazoa, Cnidaria, Anthozoa, Malacalcyonacea, Nephtheidae. The record is from RefSeq and is a predicted model, not a curated record. Gene Ontology annotation, molecular function: wide pore channel activity.
AGACAAAAUGGCAGUUGAGCCAACAAGGAAACGUUACUGCAUGCCAAUGGCGGUUUAAACAAUUUGGAUUUCUGGCGAUUGUCGUCGCUCCAUAAUGAACGGCAGGAAUCGAGGCAAGAAUUUUCUUUUUAGUUUCCUAUUUAUCGUUGUUGAAAGGAUUGCUGUUAUCAAUAGCCAAGUAUGGCCGCAGGGUACGUAUGGUCUGCCUAAACCAGUAUCAGGAUGUCCAACAACUUGGCAAGAAGGCUGGAGACAGCAAGACUUAGAAAAUACGAAUUCAAAAAGCAGUUUUUCCACUCAUCUACAGUCGCACAUGGAGGCAACGUUGAACGGAGGCGAUGUGAAAAGAUAUUUUUGUGUCAAAGAUUCCACUCAUGUCGGAGAAACAAGGGCAUGGCCUGCAGGUUCUUACUGUGUGUAUAAAAAGAAUCAGCAGUGUCCCUCUGGUAUGAAAACUCAGUCAGGUUAUAUAAAAUGGGAUGAUGAAGAUACCAAAAACAAGAACAGUAAAUAUGGUACUCUACCUGAGGGCACUUAUGACCAAGACACAAAGAUUUUUUACUGCUGCAAUGAUCGAGGACAAUGGAACGAUGCUAUUGAGUUACCUGUGGAUAAACCAUUCUACUUAUUACCAUUCAAUUCUAACAACUGCCAAAGAGUUAAUGGAGCAAUAAGCUCACUGGAUUACAUCGUUUAUGACACCGAAGAAACACAAAAUCAUGAUGAUUUUUCUCAAGGACCGCGUGUUUUUUCAGAUUCCAAUAAAGGCCUUCCUAAGAUUUACUACUGUUAUUACGAAGGUUGCAUGCACAAAAGUCAAAAAGAAAGUGGAACAAUUUCAACCACGCAUUUCCCAGACUAUCAAUAUUGUUCAUGGUCUAUUACUGUCAAUCAAGGCUCUGUUGUUUCUCUAACACUCACAUCAAUAAACAUUCCCAGUUGCACGGGAAACUACAUGAAUAUUUACGACGGCGUGGAUGAUAAUGCGUCGUUGAUGAUGAGCCUUUGUGGAAACAACGCAACGUCAGGAGUAAGACUUCGUACCACGACGAACAACAUGUUUAUCAUACUGAAAUCUAGAUUAAGUAGUGGAAACAUGCACUUUCAAGCGGACUACAAGACAACAACACCCUUCUCUGGUCUAUCCUGGCCAUCUGGUACUUACGGUUUGCCCAAAACGACCACACCAUGCCCUGAUAUGUGGAUACCGGGUUGGAGAAAGCAAAUCAUGGAGGAUGACAAACAACCUGCGGAGACUUCUCUUUCUACUAAUCUGAAUAUGCACAUGGAUGUACAUUUAAUUGGUUCUGCCCUUACACGUCAUUUUUGUACCAAAACUAGCGAUGGUACAAAAGAUACGACUGCUUGGCCGGCAGGAAAUUAUUGCAUUUAUAAAAAGAACCAAUGCCCGUCCGGCAUGAAAGAUGGUUUUAUCAAAUGGGAUGACGAAGAUAAUCCAAAAAGUGGUAGCAAUGCUAGACAUGGUGUAUUACCUGAUGGUGAAUAUGGUAAACAUGGCGGCGUUCCCUCCGAUACAAAAAUAUUCUAUUGCUGCAAUGAUCAAGGAGCGUGGAGUCAAUCAAUAGAACUUCCGAUCGAUGAGCCAUUCUACUUAUUACCUUACCAGUCUGGAAAUUGUCAACGUGUCAAAAAUGCUUUGAGUACGCUUGAGUUUAUCACUUAUGAUACUGAAGAAGACAAUAACUAUGAUGACUUCCAAAAUAGCUAUGCUUAUAAAACAGGGUACAAAAGACUACCGACAGUAUAUUAUUGCUAUUAUAAAGGUUGCAAUAACAGGUAUGAGGGCAACAAUGGUGGUUUUGGUUUUCACAAUUAUCCUGAUUAUCAGUAUUGUUCAUGGACCAUCACCGUCGAACACGGUUUAGUAGUUUUUCUUAGAUUCUCUACUCUUAACAUUUCUGAUUGCUCGGAAAAUCAGCUUGGAAUUUACGAUGGAAUUGAUAGCGAUAGCCCAAUCUUGGCGACAUAUUGUGGAGCAAACGCAACCUCUGGAAAUACGCUGCUUUCUACGGGAAAUGUUGUCUACGUAGCUUUUAAGUCCGGAAGACGUGGAAAAUCUUUAGGAUUCCAAGCUCAAUACGAAUCUAAGACACUAAUUACAGAAACAUCAUGGCCAUCCGGAACCUAUGGUUUGCCAAAAACAACGGGAAGUUGUUCAUCUGGCUGGGUACAAGGCACAAGAAAGCAAAAUAUGGAACAGAGUGGAGUAUUUCACGGUGCUACUUCCUCUCAAUAUGAUAUGGAUGCAAUUCUGGAUAAAAAAAAAAGAUCCAUCGCAAGAAAAUUUUGUAUGAAAACGUCAAAUAAUGGCAAUUCUAAGAUGUGGCCAGUUGGAUCAUACUGUAUUUACAAGAAGAAUACCUGCCCAAAUGGGAUGGAUGAAGGUUCCAUAAAAUGGGACGAUGCGGACGACAAGAGAAAUCCAGACGUCGAGGGUGUUCUACCAAAUGGUAAAUAUGAUGAUCAUUCUACGAAGAUAGACUAUUGCUGUCGCAAUCAGGGCAAUUGGUAUGAUCCAAUUGAACUACCAGUUAGUGUAUCAUUCUUUUUGCUACCAUAUACGACCAAGAAUUGUCAGCGUGUGAAGUGGGCGAUGAGUCGGCUGCAGUAUAUAAUAUAUCAAACCGAGGAAUCUCAGAACCAGGAUUAUUUCACGGGAAGUCAUGUAUAUGCAGAAAACAUAAACAGAAACCAUUAUACACCACGUACUCUUUAUUAUUGCUAUUAUAAAGGAUGCAACUAUCAAAUAGACGCUGAAUCUGCUUCAUAUAUCUCUGUCCCAAUUUCUUCAGACCAAGAUUUCAAACAUUGUUCUUGGUUGCUCUCAGUAAGAUACGGAAACAUCAGUGUAACUUUCAACACGGCGUCUGUAACUGACUGUGCAAAAGGCGACCUCCUUCGGGUCUAUGACGGUCCUAAUGAUAAAUCAAAUUCUUUGGCAAAUAUCUGCGGUACCGAAUACAAUCAUAGUAUCACAUCGACUGGUAAACAUCUAUUUGUGUCGGUUAAAUCAGGAUAUAAUAGGCAAAUGGGAACCACUGUUGGUUUUCAUGCCUCUUUUAAAAACAAUCUACCAUUUAGCAUAAUCGUUUCAACACCAUCCAUGGCCUCACAUUCCACUCCUCCGACUACACCUGCCUCCACUCCACCCACUACACCCGCCUCCACACCAAAGACUACACGAGCUUCCACUCCACCGACUACACCCGCCUCCACACCAAAGACUACACGAGCUUCCACUCCACCGACUACACCCGCCUCCACACAACCAACUAAACGAACUUCGACACCACCGACUGCACGAACGUCGACACCACCGACUUCGCAAACUUCCACGCCAUCAAAGACAUUACCAGCGACAUUGCCCCUAACGACACCUACAACGGCAUUAAAAAUGACAACAUCAUCGAAAAAGCGAUCUACCUCAGCAUCGGACACGGGCGCCACCUUGACAACACAAAAUAGUUCAGCUGCUACCAAGGUUCCAAUAGAUACAGAUAAAACCACACACACAGAGGCGUCUCGUUCUAAAACCAUGAACACUGACAAACCAACAGGCAUCAAUACACCAACAACAAGUAAAGCUGGCAACCAAGGUGGCAACUCAGAACACAAUGACAGUCCAGUUUCCGCUCUUGUCUAUGUUAUUCCUGUGUGUCUUACAUUCUUAGUCACAGUCAUAAUCGUUAUGCUUUUCUAUCGCAGAAAAAAGAAAGAUAAUCCGACACAAGGGGCUCCUAAUGAGACAAUUCACCCAUCAAGUCCAGAAUUUAAUCCAAGAUUUCAAUCUCCUGAUAAAGUGUUCAUUUUGGGCGGACAACAAGUUAAUAUUCCGUCAGACGAGAAGGAAAAUCCACUUUACGAAACUCAAGAAGAACACACAUAUUGGUCAAUUGAAGAUACGCAAAAACAGUAUAAGAAGGAAAUUGGAAACUGCCCUUCCAAAAGUACUUUUUACGAGACACCAUUAGACUCAGGAGCUUCAACAUCAUCCCUCAAUCCUUACGAGAUUUCUCCUGUAAAAGCUGCUAAACCGUCAAAUAUACCUCCUGAAGAUAAUACUUACGAUAAACCAGUUGACAGCCUCGCUUCCAUGUCAUCUUUCAAUCCGCUUUACAGCAGCGAAAGCACAAAUCAUGAGGCACCUUUGCUAUCUGACGUACCAAGUACUUCUCACGAUACAACCGAAGCCUACUAUAAAAAUCCAGCGAACCCAUACAACAAAUUACCCAAGAGCGAUAUCUACAAAACACCUAGCAAUGUUUCUCAAACAGACUCAGGAAAUCAACAGGCCCAGACUACAUAUGAAAAUUUCUCUCUCACCGACCACAAUCCACAUUAUCAAACGCCCAACAAUAAGCCUGACACUUAUGAAGUAAUGCACGGAAAACUUGUAGUCGACCUUUCGGAAGAAACAGGAAUGACCCAAUGUUAAGGCCCAAGGCGACAUACACUGCCUAUGCAUAUUAACUGUAUAUCAUCACAUGCACAGCCGUAUGAUAGGGUUGAUCGAUGCAGGUCUUUGCACAUAUUUUUAUCUGAAUAUUCAAUUAUUUUUCGUACCUAUAUUAUCCUAAUAAUUGCGACGCCUCUUUUAGCAUUACCCGACCAGUCAUAAUCCCUUCCAUAUUUAUAUUCAGACGGAUUUUUGUUAACUUUUCCGUCUCUAAUACGAAUUCGGCUAUUUCGGCGAUGGACCCAAAAGGACCGAAAUUCUAAAAAGGGACAACAGUAGGGCCGUAACGAGUUUUAUUAGUGUUGUUCGCGGUAAGCGUGUUAUAUAGAAGCGAAUCUAGGGUAACUCCUGGUUCUUCUGCACUGAAGUAGAAUAAGAAUUCCAAUGUACAUUUUUUAUUACCUGCGAUGCGCAAGAAAGAAAGAAGAAGGUUUCUCAGGGUCGAUUUGUAGUUAUCACACUACGUUUAAGUUUCAAGGCAUAUAUCUUUUUAGUCCUAAUCAGCUGAAAAAGUAUAUAUUCGAUAGAAAGAUGUAAUUGGAGUGUUAACGUAUACCGAAGCGAAUUAAGCUCUCAAAAUUAAGCAAUAUUUCCAGAAACGACGAUCAGUUGGUGUCCAUCGUGCUUAAUAUGGAUAUGGUGCCUGCAUUUCAGAUUGCUGCAUGGGCAUACUUUGUCAGAGAUAGCAGCUUGAGGAUAGUUUGAAGGGUUUUGAAACACCACGCACGUUGAUGCAUAUUAGCGAAAUUUAGCAAACACACGACGUGACGCCUAAGAUGCCGUGAAAAUGGCGUGGAUAUGGUGUAAUCACAACCAUAGAUGGACAUAUCACGCCAUAUCCACGCCAUUUUCGUGACGUGCCAGGCACAUAUGAGCUAUAUAUAGCAGCUAUAUAUAGCUCAUCUGUGUCCUAGGCGUCACGUCGUGUUUGCAAAAUUAACUGACUUGCUUUGCACAACCAAAUAUGCAUGUUUAUGUAUGCCUUUACUGCAUGAAGUCGAGAAAGAAUUCUUUUGUCA